ACCAAUAUCUGUUUAAUGAAGCUAGUGAAGCGAUAAAGAAUGGACAUAUGCAUAGUUUUCAUGAUGGUAAACAAUAUUAAUUUUCUGCUUGGAAAGAUUGAAAAUAUUAUACGUGAUGACGCUAUAGCAACAAAUAUUGUGAUUAACUUUCUGAAAAACUUAAGAAUUAAGUGGAGAACUGUUAACAGAACCAGAAAGUUAUUUCUAAGUAAGUACCAAGGUUGGCUUGAUGCUAAAGUGUAUCAAAACCCAGAAAAUGAAACUCCUAAGAAAACUCGGGGACGACCUAGAACAGAGUUUUCAGGCCUCAUCCGAGAAAACAAAACGAAGGAAAACUGCAGAGCUUGUUAACAUAUCUCCUCAUAGGCUCACAUAUGCUACAUCAAAAGUUCUAAGAAAGAAGGGACGAUCAAGAAUGGCUAAAUCUUUAGCCCAAAUUUCUACUGAAAACCAAUGUACUUCAUCAGAAAAUAUCACAGAGUGUUCUUUUUCUGCAAAUGAAGCUCUGGCAUUGAUCUUAGACUGUGGCCUUUCAAAAAGAAGCUAUCAAAAUUUGAGGAAUAAAACACUUGAGAAAAAAUCAAAAGUUUUUCCUUCUUACAACGAUGUUCGUUCUGCCAAAGAAGAGUGCUUACCUUCUCCUGAAAAUUGGUUAGUAACUGAUUAUUCUGCAGAAGUGACCUUACAAGAUUUAUUAGACCACACAACAAGGAGAAUAUUUGAACUGAGUAGAAAGACAGAAGCUAAUGGGAAAAUUAUCUUAUGGAAAAAUGAUAAGCCCUCAUCACCAUUUUUUUGCAGUCCUAUAAGGUUCAAAUUCAUGAAGGAAACUUCACAGGUUUUAGUGGAAGAAGAGCAAUACUUAAAAAAUGCUAUCCAUAUACUUAGACCAACUCAAGUUAAAAACGAUGUUAGCGUCAUUCAUGAUGUGAGCAUUACAAUGAUAGAUGGAAAAGUGGCAUCCUCUUUAUCCCUUGUCACCAACUCAAUGCAAUGCUGUUCUUUGUGUGGGGCAUCACCUAAGCUAAUGAAUGACAUAGAGAAAGUUUCAAAGAGACCCCUCUCAAAUGAUGGCAUCAUUUGA
Molecule: messenger RNA, 1084 nt
Organism: Macrobrachium nipponense
Lineage: Eukaryota; Metazoa; Arthropoda; Malacostraca; Decapoda; Palaemonidae
Exons: 2
Coding region: 230-1084 (284 amino acids)
Source: RefSeq, a predicted model, not a curated record